Molecule: messenger RNA, 10116 nt
Organism: Monoraphidium neglectum
Lineage: Eukaryota; Viridiplantae; Chlorophyta; Chlorophyceae; Sphaeropleales; Selenastraceae
Product: Dynein heavy chain 1, axonemal
Exons: 75
Coding region: 1-10116 (3371 amino acids)
Biological process (GO): microtubule-based movement
Cellular component (GO): dynein complex
Molecular function (GO): dynein intermediate chain binding; ATP hydrolysis activity; dynein light intermediate chain binding
Source: RefSeq, a predicted model, not a curated record
AUGCGAUCUGAGUGCCUGAAUCUAGCCCGGUUCGGGGGGCUGCACGCCCAUGCUGGGAUCGCCGAGGCUAGGCGACUGGCCCCUGGGGAACUGCAGCAGCACGGCACUGCAGCCACAGGGGCCCCCCAGCCUUCCGCUGACGCCCUGGCAGCCAGCCCGGCCCCCCAGCAGCGGCCCGGAAGCGCCGGCACCCGCACGCGCGGCGAUGACGAGGCCAACCGGGAUGCGGGUGACGGCGCGGCGCACGAGCACCUGCUGCCGCGGGUGAUGGUGCCGCUGGUGCAGCCGCCCGGCAGCGUGCCGCGUGCGGUCCAGAUUCAGAGGAAACGGCGCCUAUACGCGGCACAGGACGUCCGGGAGCUGGUGCUGAGGCAGUGCGCCGAGACCAAAGAAGCCAGCGGGCCAGAUGUUGCGCGCGCGAUCACCGGCGGCAGCGGCAGCAGCAGCGACGGCGCGGGGCAGGAGGGCGCCGACGCGCCGACGCAGGAGGAUGGCGAUGAUGCUGAGGGUGCUGCGGGGCUCGAGCAUUCGCGGCAGCGGCGACGGAGGGGUGACGAUGGAAUCCAGGCGCAGGCGGCGCCCUUUUUUCCGCUGGAGGUUUUUGACGACACGACAUUCGAGAGCCGCCUGCCGCGGGAGUGGGUGCCGCACGCGCAAGCGCUGCCGCGACCCCCAGCGCGCGUCGCGGUGGCGGAUGAGUCUGGCGGCGGCGUCGCUUGGCGGCCGGCGGUCGUGCUGGACUGCCGGGAGGCUGACGACCAUUACCUGGUGCAGCUGACACACGAUGAUGUCAGCAGCGACGGCAGCAGCAGCGGCCCCGACCGGCCGCCGCCCCCGCCGCCCUUCUGGGCGCCGCGCGUGCGCGUGUGCUUCGGCGCGGAGGACCCGGCGGCGUACGCGAAGCGAUACGUGGCGGCGCACGCGGCGCGGGCGCGCGCGGAGGCGCUGAUGCGGUACAGCUUUACGCUGGACUGCAUGCCCACGGACGGGCUGCCGCAGCUGACAACCGAGCAGGUCAACCGGAUCCUGGGCCUGGCGCUCAACACCAAGCGGCUGCGUGACCGCCUCAUGGACACCAGCUCCCACAUGAACGAGGCCAACCUGGCGCACGCGCGCGCGAUGAACAAGGCAGCGUACGACGCCAUGGCAGCCGCCCAGGCUGCAGCCCAGGCGAUGGCGGCGGCGGCGGCGCGCGACACCCAGGAACCCCAGCACCCCGGCGCCCCUGGGCCCUUUGUACCCGACGACCCGGGCCUCAACCCCGUGGCGCCCGCCGAGCUCCUGCCCCUUGAGCUGCCGCGCGGCGCGCCCUUCAACGAGCGCGCGCGUCCGGUUGGGGCGCGCGGCACGGGGGCGGCGCUGGAGGGGUGCGACCGGGAGACGUUUGCGCAGCGUUUUGGGGAGCUCAGCUUCAAGACGCUGCUGACUCAGCCCGAGGUCGUCGCGGCGCUCGUCAAGAUUCGUGCCGAGUGCGCCAAGGUGCGCAAGAUGAACCUCUACAGCUGCCAGGCCGCCAAGACGCUGCGCCUGGAGGAGUUUGAGCAGGCGCAGGCCGCCGCGACCGACGCGACCGCCAACCACCUGAGGGACAAUUGGCUGGCGGCCAUCAAGCACAUCAUCAAGAGCCAGUUCAAGGACGUCGGCAAGGGGUGGUACAGCCUGGCAGAGUCGCGCCAGGACACCUACGACUUCAGCAAGCUCAAAAGGCUCAUGGCAAGCUUUUAUGCGGUCCGCGUGCGGCUGCAGCAACAGGACACGCUGCGCGACCUGGCGCUGAGCAGCAUGGCCCGGUUCCUCGAUUUCAUUAGGGGCGCGUGCGCCUCGGAGGCCGUCGUUGUGUCGACGGCCGUAGUCGAGCUCAUGGGGGACGCGUGCGGGCAGCAGCAGCAGCAGCAGCAGCAGCAGCAGCAGCAGCAGCAGCAGCAGCCGCAGCAGGGGGGCAGGCGCGCCGCGCCGCUGAUUUCGUCCGAGCUGGUGGUCGCGCCGGACGGCGGCCGGCUGGCGUACGGCACGGGGCACAUGCUGGCGCUGUUCGACCGAGGGCUGCAGCGGCUGCAGGGCCUGCCUGAUCUCGAGCCGCUGAUCAUGGAGCAUCUCUUCUGGCCGGACCCCCGGAGGCUGGCCAGCAUGGACCCAGGCGAGCCCGAGGCCGCGGCGGCGCGGGAGGCGCUGGCGGCGGCGCUCGCUCGCGCGCUACAGCCCAUGCAUGCGUACCUGGCGGCUUACAGGAGGUACGAGCCGCUGUUGGCGCUGAGCGUGGAGGGGGAGGUGGAGCGGCUGGCAGCAAAGGGCGCAGACCUGGGGCUGGCAGAGGUCAAGGCAGCGGUUUCCGCAGCACUGCGCGAUUUGAAGGCGAUGGACGAGGAUCUGCCGCCAAGCAUCAGCCUGGGCUUGGUGCAGGUACGGGAGCUGCUAUUGCGCAAGCAGGAGCGGCUGGCGGCGUCGCUCAAGGCGCUCGCGGCGCGCGUCCCCCGCGACGCGCUGGCGGCGGUGGGCGUGAAGUUCGCCGAGCUGGAGCGGCAGCUGCGCGCCAAGGCGGCCAGCAUCGAGGACGUGGACACGCAGCGAAGGUUUAUCGAGGAUUUGCCCAGCAAGAUGGCGCCGCUGGCAGCUGAGGUCGAGGCCGCCAAGCCGUGGUAUGACGCGCUUGAGGGCAUGCGCCACCUGCUCAGCGAUGACGAGGCUCGUGACAGGCUGGCCGGCGACAGCUGGCAGGUGCGGCUGCAGCGCCAGGCGGAGCGCACGCUGGAGCUGUUGGACCAGGACCAGGCGCGGCUGCAGGACGAGAUGACAUCACAGCAGGGCGCCUUCUCGGAGUCACUGGAGGCUAUGGCACAGGCGGUUACCCAGGCCCAAAGCCAUUCAGACCUGUCCAAGGUUGAGGCAGUGGCGGCCGAGGCGCGCGCCUUGGACAAGCACCUGCGCGCAGCGGACAAGGAGGCCGGCCAGUACAACGCUAGGGAGGCCAUCCUGGGCAGGCCCCCGACCGACUACUCGUCUACAAAGCGUGCGCUGGAGGACUUUGAGCCGUUCUGCCAAUUCUGGACCACUGCCAGCGACUGGAAGGUCCACCGCCAGGCGUGGCUCCACGGCCCGCUUUCCGCCCUCGACCCGGAGGCGGUUGGCCGCGAUGUGGCGGCCACCAGCAAGACCCUGGGAAAGCUCGGCAAGGCGUUUGUGACGCGGGGCCUUGAGCGGAUGGUGGCAAACUGCGAGGAGCUGAAAAGCCAGGUGGAGGCCUUCAGGGAGGUCGCGCCGCUGGCGGCGGCGCUGAGGGCGCCCGGCAUGCGGCAGCGCCACUGGGAGCAGCUGUCGGCCCAGGUCGGGCAGCAGGUGUCGCUGGAAGGGGGGCUGUCCCUUGCACAGGCGGUGGAGCAUGGGCUGAUGCAGCACAUGGCAGCGGCCACCGCGGUUGCUGACGUGGCGAAUAAGGAGUAUGCAAUCGAGCAGGCUCUGGACAAGCUGGCGGCGGAGUGGGAGGCGGCUGAGCUGGGCGUGGUUGCGUACAGGGACUCGGGGACGCACGUCAUCAAGGCGCGCCCCGCACGGCCGCCCCGCCCCGUUGACGAGGCGCUAAUCCAGGCGCUGGAUGACCACCUGGUGAUGCUGCAGUCGAUGGGGUUCAGCCCACACAAGAAGCCCUUCGAGGAGCGCCUGGCAAAGUGGGAGGCGCAGCUGAGGCUGGUGUCGGACGUGCUAGAGCAGUGGGUCGCCCUGCAGCGGGCCUGGAUGUAUCUGGAGCCCGUGUUCGCCAGCUCAGACAUUCAGCAGCAGCUGCCCAUGGAGGCCAAGCGGUUCGCGGCUGUGGACCGCGGGUGGCGCAAGACGCUAGAGGCGACGCGGCGCGCGCCUGGCGUCAUCAAGGCUUGCUGCACCCCCAAGCUGCUGGACAGCCUGACAGAGUCCAACAAGCUUCUGGAAGGCGUGCAGAAGGGCCUCUCAGACUACCUCGAGACCAAGAGGCUCGCGUUUUCAAGGUUCUUCUUCCUGUCCAAUGACGAGCUGCUGCAGAUCCUCAGCCAGGCGCGCAACCCGCUGGCGGUGCAGCCGCACCUGCGCAAGUGCUUCGAGGCCAUCGCGUCGCUCGACUUUGGCCCGGCACCGGCGCUGGAGAUCAGCGGGAUGAACAGCUCCGAGGGGGAGAGGGUGCCGUUUGACCAGCCGAUGCGGCCGACAGGCAACGUCGAGAUCUGGCUGGGAGAGGUGGAGCGCCGCAUGCGCAGCAGCGUGCGCGCUCAGAUCGUGGCCGCGAUGGCUGCCUACGGCUCAAAGCCCCGCACGCAGUGGGUGUGCGACUGGCCGGCGAUGGUCGUGCUCGCGGUGACUCAGGUCUUCUGGAGCGCGGGCGUCGAGGGCGCCGUGGCUGAGAGCUCGGUGCCGGCGUUCCUUCAAAAGUGCACAGAGGACCUGAUGGGACUCACAGACCUGGUGCGUGGGCCCCUCACGGAGAACCAGCGCCAGAUGCUGGGCGCCCUCAUCACCAUCGACGUGCACGCGCGCGACGUGGUGCAGGAGCUGGUUGAGGCGGGCAUCCAGCGCACCACCGACUUUGAGUGGGUGUCACGACUGCGGUACUACUGGCGGGACGGGGAGUUGUUUGUUGACAUGGUCCAGGCGUCUGUCGCGUACGGCUACGAGUACCUGGGCAACAGCCCGCGCCUCGUCAUCACGCCGCUGACGGACCGGUGCUACAUGACGCUCAUGAGCGCCCUGCACCUCAACCUGGGCGGCGCCCCCGCCGGCCCAGCAGGCACCGGCAAGACUGAGACCACUAAGGACCUGGCCAAGGCGCUGGCAAAGCAGUGCGUGGUUUUCAACUGCAGCGACGGCCUCGACUACCUCGCAAUGGGCAAGUUCUUCAAGGGGCUGGCCAGCAGCGGCGCGUGGGCCUGCUUUGACGAGUUCAACCGCAUCGACCUCGAGGUGCUGAGUGUCAUCGCCCAGCAGAUCCUCACUAUUCAGCUGGCCAUCCAGGCCAAGCUGAAGCGCUUCAUCUUUGAGGACGCAGAGAUUGACCUCAACCCAGCCUGCGCGGUGUUCAUCACCAUGAACCCUGGUUAUGCGGGUCGCAGCGAGCUGCCAGACAACCUCAAGGCACUGUUCCGGCCCUGCGCCAUGAUGGUGCCUGACUACGCCCUGAUUGCGGAGAUCAGCCUUUACUCAUACGGGUACAAGUCUGCCAAGCCGCUGGCCCGCAAGAUGGUGGCGACCUUCAAGCUUUGCAGCGAGCAGCUCUCCAGCCAGGACCACUAUGACUACGGCAUGCGCGCAGUGAAGAGCGUCAUCACCGCUGCCGGCAACCUGAAGCGUGCGCGGCCCUCAGACGAUGAAGACGUGCUCGUGCUGCGCGCCAUCAGGGACGUCAACCUGCCGAAAUUCCUUGCCCACGACCUGCCGCUAUUUGCCGGCAUCGUCGGGGACCUGUUCCCGGGGGUGGCGCCGCCAGCCGUCGACUACGCCGCCCUCACGGGCGCUCUGCAGGAUGCGUGCAGGUCCCAGGGGCUGCAGCCGGCGGAGCCGUUCCUGGCGAAGGCGAUCCAGCUGUAUGAGACCACACUGGUCCGCCACGGGCUGAUGCUGGUGGGCCCCACCAUGGCCGGCAAGACGGCCGCGUACCGCUCCCUGGGGCGCGCCAUGACGGCACUCAGUGCUGCGGGCGAAAACGCGUUUGAAAAGGUCCGCACAUGGGUGCUGAACCCCAAGUCGAUUACCAUGGGCCAGCUGUAUGGCCAAUUUGAUGACAUCACUCACGAGUGGACAGACGGCGUGCUGGCCUGCUGCAUGAGAGAGGCUGCGCAGGACACAACCCCGGACAAGAAAUGGAUCAUGUUCGACGGCCCCGUGGACGCGCUGUGGAUAGAGAACAUGAACACGGUCCUGGAUGACAACAAGAAGCUGUGCCUGGUGUCUGGCGAGAUCAUCACCAUGACGCCCCCCAUGACCAUGAUGUUUGAGGUGGAGGACCUCGCGGUGGCGUCACCCGCAACAGUCAGCAGGUGUGGCAUGGUUUACAUGGAGCCCACUGCCCUGGGACUGGAGCCCCUGCUGGCCAGCUGGCUGCAGGCGCUGCCGCCCGGCGUGGCCGCGCACUCGGCGCUGCUGGGAGACCUCUUCAGGGCGCUGGUCCCGGGCUGUCUGGCCCUGGUGCGCAAGCUGCUCAAGGAAACGGUCCCCACCGUCAGUCACAACCUCGUGGCCAGUCUCUUCCGCCUGCUGGACUCCCUGCUGGAGGGGGCCGGCUACAAGUGCAGCCAGCAGGGCGGCUCCCAUAAUCAUUCGGAGGAGAGCGCCGCGCCGGCCGCCGUCCUGCCCGCCCUCUUCACAUUCGCCCUGACAUGGUCCCUCGGCGCGUCCUGCAACAAGGACGGCCGCGCCGCCUUUGACCAACACCUGCGCGGCGCCCUCGACGCGCUGACUCAGCGCGCCGCUGAGUUCCCGGCGGCCGCCGCGAUCCUGGACGGCGCCGGGGUGGCGGCGGCGCCGCCUGCGGAGGCCGACCUGUACGAAUGGGCGUAUGAGCCUGCGGCGGAUCUAGAAGGCGGUGGCGGCGGCACAGCGGCGAACGGGAGGGGCUGGGUGCGCUACUCCUACCUGCUGGACUCCCUGCUGGCCGGGGGCCACCACGUGCUGGUGGUCGGGGAGACAGGCACAGGCAAGACGCUGACGGUCGGCACCAAGCUGGCAGGGGGCAUGCCACCGGAGGUGGUGCCGCUGCUGCUCACGUUCUCGGCGCGCACCAGCGCGAACAUGGUGCAAGACAUCAUCGACUCGAAGAUGGACAAGCGGCGCAAGGGCGUGUAUGGGCCGCCGGCCGGAAAGAAGGCCGUGGUCUUUGUGGACGACCUCAACAUGCCACAGCGUGAGCGCUACUUUGCCCAGCCGCCACUGGAGCUGCUGCGCCAAUGGUUUGACCACGGCGGCUGGUACGAGCGCAAGCCGCCCUGCCCGUUCAGGCAGGUGGUGGACACCCAGCUGGUGGCAGCAAUGGGCCCGCCAGGCGGCGGACGCAACCCCGUCAGCAACCGCGUGCUGCGCCAUUUCAACAUCUUGUCAUUUGCUGAGAUGGCUGAUGAGACGCUGCAAGUGAUAUUUGGCACCAUCCUCUCUGCGUUCUGCACUAAGCACCUGGGGGCUGCGCUCCAGCAGGGUAUUGCGGACAAGGAGCGCUUCUCUGGCAUUGCGAGCGGCUUCAUAGCAAAGCCAGCGCUGUAUCAGGUGGUCCAGGGCCUCAUGCGCGCGAGCCCCAAGGACACCACUGACCCGUCCCACCUGGUGACCCUCUGGCUGCACGAGGUCAGCCGCGUCUUCGAGGACAGGCUGACCUGCGACGACGACAGGGCGUGGUUCAGGGCGCGCCAGGAGGCGCUGCUGAGGGAUGUGUUUGGGACGAGCUGGGGGGAGGCGGUCGGGGGGGAGCGGCUGAUCUACGGAGACUACCUCGUGCCUGGGGCGGAGGCGAGGGUGUACCAGCGUGUGGCUGACCUGCCGUCCCUCGUGGCCCUCUUUGAGUCGUACCUGGACGACUACAACGCCAGCAGCACGGCCCCGAUGAGGCUGGUGAUGUUCCUGGAUGCAAUAGAGCAUGUCUCACGGCUGUGCAGGGUGAUCCGGCAGCCCCUAGGGAACGCGUUGCUGCUGGGUGUCGGCGGCAGCGGCCGGAAGAGCCUGGCUCGGCUGGCAGCCUUCAUUGAGGAUUACGAGGUCUGCGGCAUCGAGGUAGCCAAGGGCUACGGCGCGGCGGAGUGGCGCGACGACCUCAAGCGCGUCCUGAAGCGCGCCGGGCUGGAGGGGCGCGACUGCGUGUUUCUGCUGGCGGACACCCAGAUUAUCCAGGAGGGGUUCCUCGAAGACGUCAACAACAUCCUCAACGCGGGCGACGUGCCCAACCUGAUGGGUGCUGAUGAUCUGGAGCAGAUCAGCGCUGCAAUGAAGCCCCUAAUGGCGGCGCAGGGCGUGGCGGCCGUGGACAAGAACUCGGUGUACGCCUUCUUCGUCGACAGGGUUCGUGCCUACCUGCACCUGGUGCUGUGUUUCUCGCCUGUGGAGGACUCCUUCCGCCAGCGGCUCCGCAUGUUCCCGUCCCUCGUCAACUGCACCACCAUCGACUGGUUCAGGGAGUGGCCGGCCGAGGCGCUCUCGGGGGUCGCGAGAAGCUUCCUUCAGGACGUGGACCUGGGGCCGCCGGCCGCCGCGGGCGUUGCGGCCCCAAUUGAUUCAGACGCUGCGGCCACGGGGAGCGGCAGGGGCGAGGGCUGGGGCGGGCUUGAGGGCGUGGUGCAGUGCUGUGUGGCGAUUCACAGGAGCGUGGAGGAGCGCAGCCGACGAUACUACGAAGAGCUGCGGCGAUACAACCACGUGACCCCCACCAGCUACCUGGAGCUUCUCACCACCUUCCUCAAGCUGCUGGCGGAGCGUCGCACCGAGACAGUGGCGCAGAAGCGGCGCCUGGAGGUCGGCCUGGGCAAGCUCACAUCUACAGCAGAGCAGGUUGAGGUGAUGCAGCACGAGCUGCAGGAGCUGCAGCCCGUGCUGGCGACCACGGCAAAGCAGGUGGAGACGAUGAUGACCGUGAUCGCCAGCGACAAGGAGGAGGCAGCUACCACGCGCCUGCAGGUCCAAGGGCAGGAGCGCGAGGCCAACGAGCAGGCGGCCGCCGCCAAGGCCAUGGCGGAGGACGCCCAGCGGGACCUGGACGCGGCGCUGCCGGCGCUGGACGCGGCGGUGGCCAGCCUCAAGAACCUCAGCAGGAACGAUAUCGUGGAGGUGAAGAGCCUGCAGAACCCGCCAGCUGGCGUCAAGCUGGUGAUGGAGACGGCCUGCAUCAUGUUUGACGAGAAACCGAAGAUGAAGGAGGACCCCACCAAGAUGGGCAAGAAGGUGCCUGACUACUGGGAUGCCAGCAAGAAGCUGCUGGCGGACCCGACCCGCUUCCUGGAGAACCUGCUGACAUAUGAUAAGGACAACAUCCCCGACGCCACCAUCAAGAAGAUCGAGCCCUACAUAGCCUUGGAGGAGUUCACCCCCGAGGCCGUGUCCAAGGUUUCGCGCGCCUGCACCUCCAUCUGCAUGUGGGUGCGCGCGAUGCACCUGUACAACACAGUGGCGCUGUCGGUGGCGCCCAAGCGCGCGGCGCUGGCGGCGGCGCAGGCCACGCUGGACAAGACGCUCGCCGACCUCACGGCGGCGCAGACGAGGCUGGCAGCCGUUGAGCAGAAAAUUGCGUCCCUUGAGGCGGCGUUUGAGGAGGCCACCACAAAGAAAGCCUCAUUGGCUGCCCAGGUCGAAGACUGCCGCGUCAAGCUGACUCGUGCUGACAAGCUGAUCGGAGGACUUGGCGGCGAGCGCACUCGGUGGCAGGCCACCGUGCUGCAGCUCCAGUCCGACCUCUCAAACCUCGUCGGCGACAUCGCCCUCGCCGCCGGCGCCAUCGCAUACAGCGGCCCCUUCGUGCCCUCCUACCGCGCCGCCCUCCUCGCCGACUGGGGCGCUGCGCUCGACGCGGCGGGCGUGGCGCGCUCCAAGGGUGCCAACCUGGUGGCGACGCUGGCGGACCCCGUCAAAGUCCGCGCCUGGACUAUCGCCGGACUGCCGAGCGACGCGGUCAGCGUGGAGAACGCAAUCAUCAUUAGUAAGGCGCGACGGUGGCCGCUGAUGAUAGACCCUCAGGGCCAAGCCAACCGCUGGGUCAAGGCCCUCGAGCGCGACAGCGGCCUUGAGGUGGCCAAGCCCACCGCCAAGGACUUCCUGCGCACCCUGGAAAACGGGGUGCGCUUCGGGCGCCCCGUGCUGCUGGAGGACCUGGGGGAGGGCCUUGAUGCGGCACUGGAGCCGCUGCUGCUGCGGGCGACGUACAAGCAGGGCGGCAGCGAGGUGCUGCGGCUGGGGGACAGCGUCAUCCCUUACCACCAGGACUUCAGGUUCUACAUGACCACCAAGCUGCGUAACCCGCGGUACGCCCCCGAGGUGGCCGUCAAGGUGUCACUAUUGAACUUCUUCGUGACUCCAGAGGGCCUGGAGGACCAGCUGCUGGGGGUGACCGUGGACAAGGUGGGCCUCUUAGUCAAGAAUGGGGUUUGCGGUUGGUGGCUGGAAGGGGUCCGCGGGUCCCCUCCAUAA